GACACGUCGAAGACUUUACAUACCGGCCCGCCUCCUUUCUACAUCACAAGAUUUCCUCAGUAGGCCAGAAGUGCAAGCGGAGGGCAAACGGUCAUCAUACCCAUCAUGGUGGAGGGGCAUUCGGUUACCCAAGUCGGGCCGGACGUUCCAAUGGCGGCGAUCGAGGUCGUUGACCCGGCGGUCAUUGCAAGACUUCCCGACGAUGUGCAAGUAAUAUCCUUGAAGCCACACGGAUUCAGCUUUUGGACGCGCACAGCACGGCUAGACACCAGACUUUCGUCUGGAUCGCACGUGAGCUACUUUCUCAAGACAACCUCUGGCGAACUAGGCCGGAACAUGGUCCACAGCGAGCACACCAGCAUGAGCAUGAUUCAUGACCUCAAGCCUUUUCUCGUGCCCAAGCCGCUCGCAUGGGGCUCGUACACAACUAUUCCGGACGUUCACUUCCUCCUCUGCGAGUUCCGGCCCAUGAAGAACGAGCUGCCGGAAGAUAUCGACGGGCUUGCAAAGGCGGUGGCAGAGUUUCACAAAGCCAGCUUAGGCAACCAGACACGCAUCUCUGCGCCUGCCGACAAGAAAUAUGGUUUUGAUCUGCCGACAUACCAUGGGAAUGUGCCUAUACACCACGGGUGGGCGAACACCUGGGAGGGAUAUUUCGCCCGCACGACGCGGCAUUUGCUGAGCAUGGAGCUCGAAUCUCGAGGUCCGUGGGGCGCUAUAACUCUUCAGAAGGACGACAUGGCUAGCGGUGGCGGUGGUGGCGGCCGUGGUGGCCCAAGCGAGAUUGAGGACUUGGAUCAGGACAUCAUCAUUGAUUUAUUUUUCAACCGGGUGGUCCCACGGCUCCUCCGACCGCUCGAGGCGAACAUCAGCCCGGUGCUCAUACAUGGAGACUUGUGGCACGGAAACGCUGGGGUGGACUCGAGUACAGACCAGGCCGUGAUCUUCGACGCUGCGAGCUUCUGGGCGCAUAAUGAGUACGAGCUAGCGGUAUGGCGACAGCCAUGGAACCAGAUCAGCAAUGGGCACAGGCUGUGCUACCAUAGAUACUUUCCUCAAUCUGAGCCGGCAGGAGAAUAUGACGACCGAAACCUGCUGUACUCGACACGCGUGAACAUCCUGGAUUCGAUCCUAUAUAAGGAUGACCCAUCCUACAGGACGAGUUACAUGUUUGCCAUGCGUGGGCUUGUCGACAAGUUCUCGGGCGAAGUAGCGACUCCAGCAUAGUGAAACACAACGCAAUAUUCACCUAAAGGACUGGGGCUUCUGUGAGAAAACCUACCGGGAAUCCGCAGGGGAUUAAUUGUAAAAUGCAUGUCAUGACGUGACAGCAGCCAUUUCGCAAUUUGUUCAUGGACGAGUCGCGCGUCAGUGCACACUACUCUGUGUGAAGUUUUUGGGCACCGUCUGCGGCUUGACAAGGACACGUAUCUCCGGCAGAAUAUAGACAUUGCCAACUUUGG
Molecule: messenger RNA, 1463 nt
Organism: Microdochium trichocladiopsis
Lineage: Eukaryota; Fungi; Ascomycota; Sordariomycetes; Xylariales; Microdochiaceae
Product: Fructosamine kinase-domain-containing protein
Exons: 6
Coding region: 106-1227 (373 amino acids)
Source: RefSeq, a predicted model, not a curated record